Messenger RNA from Aspergillus welwitschiae, 1850 nucleotides. RefSeq names its product general substrate transporter. Bases 1 to 1578 code for a protein of 525 amino acids. Gene Ontology annotation, cellular component: membrane. The transcript is spliced from 8 exons. Lineage: Eukaryota; Fungi; Ascomycota; Eurotiomycetes; Eurotiales; Aspergillaceae. Gene Ontology annotation, molecular function: carbohydrate:proton symporter activity. Gene Ontology annotation, biological process: transmembrane transport; carbohydrate transport. The record is from RefSeq and is a predicted model, not a curated record.
AUGGCAAUUGGUGCGCGGAAGCCCGUCGACCGUAGAGCGCUUGAGGACACCACGGUGGUGAGCAACAAACAAGGGCCAUGGUGGAAGGACACUGGUCUACGAAAGCUGAACUUGAUGCUGUUCUUCCUCAUGUUCAGCGAGUUCACUCAAGGAUACGAUGCUUCUUUGAUCAAUAACGUGCAAGAGCUGAAUGUUUGGCAGGAGGGCAUGUCAAAUUUUAAUCACCCUCAUGGCAGCCUACUAGGAGCCAUGAGUGCGAUGUACUGGAUAGGAAAUAUCGUCGGCGUCGUCUUUAUCUCCUUCAUCUCCGACAGGCUCGGACGAAGAUACUGCCUCUUCUUUGGUGCGAUCCUGUGCCUUGCCGGUACUGGCAUGGCUACUGGCGCCUCCAGUGCUGGUCUGUUCAUCGCAGCUCGCUUGCUUCUAGGCAUGGGGGGUGUAGUAGUGGCUGCGAUCGGGCCAGUGUGGAUGGGUGAGUUAGCCUACCCAGCCCAUCGAGCGACAGCAACGUCCAUGUCGAACACUACAUACAGCGCUGGUUCAAUUAUCGCAGCGUGGAUUACAUUUGGAUCAUUCCGACUUGCAAGUGCAUGGGCAUGGCGUAUCCCCACCGUCUUCCAAGCACUCCCUUCAAUAAUCCAGGUGAUCGGAGCUUUCAUUCUUCCAGAAUCCCCCCGCUGGCUCAUCAGCCGCGGCCGCGAACAAGCUGCCCUCGCCAUCCUAGCCAAAUACCACGGCAACGGCGACGCUCAAGACAUCGUAGUGCAACAGGAAUAUCAAGAAAUGAAAGAAACCAUUGAGCUCGAGAUCGCGGCCAAGAAGACCUCCUGGAAAGAACUGAUCAACUCCCGCGGGAACAGAUGGCGUUCAUUCAUCCUCAUAUGGUGUGGAAUCUGCAAACAAUGGUCCGGCAACGGCCUAAUAAGCUACUACCUCAGCAGCAUGCUCAAAUCCGCUGGGAUAACCCGCGAAGUCGACACGACUCUAAUCACAGCAACAAGCCAAAUGUUCAGUUUCGCCUGCGCGCUGGCCUUCGCCUUCCUCCCAGGCCGAGUUGGCCGUAGGCCCCUCCUACUCUGGUCCAUGGGUCUCAUCUGGCUUGUCUUUGCACUCAUAACAGCCUGUACGGGCGUAUUUGUCGAAACGGGUAGUCAGUCUGCAUCGUAUGCCACUGUCGCCUUUAUCUAUAUAUACAAUGGAGUACAUAAUCUUGGUUGGACGGGCGCGAUGAUGCUAUACGUCGUCGAAAUCCUCCCCUACUCUAUCCGCGCCAAAGGCAUUGCCCUUUUCUGGCUCGUCACUGGCGCCACGGGGGCAUUCAACACAUAUGUAAAUCCGCUGGGUAUCGAUGCGUUCGCGUGGAAGUACUAUUUCUUCUAUGUGGGGUGGAUUAUCGUUGAGUUUGUGGUGGUGUAUUUCUUCUUUAUUGAGACUAAAGGACCGAGUCUGGAGCAGAUUGCGCUGCUGUUCGAUGGCAAGGAUGCGGUGGUUAGUCAUGCUAAUCCGGUGGCGGAGGAGUUCUUGGAUGAGAAGGAGAAAGAGGGAGCGGAGGCGAAGGAGAUUGAAGUGGCUCGGUAGAAUAUUGAUUAGGCCAUUGGAUGUAGUGCUCAAGAAAGAUGUGACUGGUUUAUAUUUACGGUGUUGAUAGGAGAAGUGUGUGAAAUGGGUAAUUUUGAGACUCGUUAUUCCUGAUACUCGCUAUUAAAUCUAUUCUGAACAACAAAUGACAAGCAACAGAAUGGAAUCAUCACCAUCGGCACAUAAUACUCAGCAGUGAGAUCGUACACUGCCCAUUCCCGUAUGGGCAGGACAUGAGAUGGGAAAAGUAACAGAGGGAGAAAAGAGCAAAU